AUGACCUGGGCCAAGGUGUCAGUUUUUCAUGUGUACUGCCCUACAUCACUUGGCAAGUUGGUGCUGAUUGAGCUAGACAAAAAGCCACUGCCUUUGUUCCCUGAGGAUUCUUGGUUCCCUGCCAAGGUGGAAAUAAAAUCCCCAGAGGGAGACAGCUAUACCUUUCCCAUCUACCAAUGGAUCCAUGACAGUGAGGUUCACCUGUAUCGGGAGGGAAAAGCUCUAAGAAUCUUUGAAGACAAUAAUAAUCUUGGCAUGUACAGUAGGGAGAAAGAGCUGAAGCAGCGAGCAAAGGACUAUCGUUGGGAGGUCUAUGCAAAUGGAAUACCACACUGCAUCAAAGCGAAAAACUCUCAUUCUCUGCCAUGUGAGGUCCAGUUCUCCUUCACCAAAAAAACUGAGUUUUACUUCACUGCAGCUAAGGGGCUGAUUGAGCUCAGUCUUGAGGAACUGGCUUACUGCAAGAAGUCUUGGCACAGUAUUGAUGAUAUUCGCCGUGCAUGCUUCUGUCACCGGACCGCCAUAUCAGAUUACGUCCAAGAACACUGGAAGGAAGAUGCUUUUUUUGGCUACCAAUAUCUAAAUGGUGCCAACCCCAUGUUGAUCCGACGCUGCAAAGUCCUGCCAAAGAAUUUUCCUGUAACUGAUGACAUGGUGUCUCUCAAUGGUGGGGAAAGCUUAGCUAAUAAUGGCAACAUAUUCCUGUGUGACUACAGUCAUCUGGAUGGCCUGAAAACAAACACCAUCAAUAAGAAGAAGCAAUACUUGGCAGCUCCUCUUGUCCUGCUACACAAAACUCCCAGUGAUAAGAUGAUGCCAAUUGCUAUUCAGCUGAAGCAGAAACCAGCAGAAGACAAUACAAUCUUUCUCCCCACUGACUCUGAAUACGACUGGUUGACAGCAAAGCUUUUUGUCAGAGGUGCAGAGUUCAGUGAACAUCAGCUCAAUGUUCACCUGCUGCGCACUCACCUGCUGGCUGAAGUUUUUGCAGUGUCACUGCUUCGCAACCUACCCAUGGUGCAUCCUCUCUACAAGCUCCUCAUUGCUCACACUCGCUACAACCUGCAGAUCAAUGUUCUAGCCCAUCGGGAUCUCAUAUCAAAGAAAGGUGCUUUGACAAAGUUUUCAGCAUGUGGUGGAGAGGGUAUGUUCACCCUCCUGAAGAGAUCGCAGUCUUCUCUGACCUACACCUCGCUCUGCAUACCAGACAACAUUGCUGAGCGUGGGCUGGAGUCUGUACCAAACUUCUACUACAGAGAUGAUGGGCUCAAGCUUUGGGACGUCAUCCACAGUCAACUGAUGAAACUCCAUCCACACCAUAACAUAACAGGAAUUCCAAAGACCUUGACCACUGUGGCUGAACUAGUAAAGUUUGUCACCAUGGUGAUUUUUACAUCCUCAGCCCAGCAUUCUGCAGUAAACUCAGGACAGUUUGAUUACGGAGGCUGGAUGCCCAACAAUCCAUCUUCGUUGCAAAGUCCUCCACCAAAGAAAAAGGGGACAACGAGUGAGACCACAUUGUUGAAGACUUUACCUGAUGUCAACACAACAGCUCACGCCAUGGCCAUCCUGUGGCUGCUCAACCAGCCGUCCAGUGACUUUGUCACUCUUGGCAAGUAUCCAGAAGAGCAUUUUACAGAGGAGAUUCCACAAAUGCUGAUAAAGAAUUUCAGAGAAGAGCUUAAAAAAAUUAAGUGAUGAAAUCAAAGCAGAAAUAAAAAUUUGGAAGUCGCAUACACAUACUUGGAUCCCGCAGACAUCGAAAAUAGUGUGACGAUUUGAUAAUCAAAAGAUACAUAUGGUUUGAGCUGAUACUAAAGUGGAAAGUAAUGAUGGCCUUAUUAGAUUUACAGUCAUUGGUCCCAUUUACAUGACCAUAAUAAUC
Messenger RNA from Thalassophryne amazonica, 1885 nucleotides. RefSeq names its product hydroperoxide isomerase ALOXE3-like. The transcript has 14 exons. Gene Ontology annotation, biological process: lipid oxidation; linoleic acid metabolic process. The record is from RefSeq and is a predicted model, not a curated record. Gene Ontology annotation, molecular function: oxidoreductase activity, acting on single donors with incorporation of molecular oxygen, incorporation of two atoms of oxygen; iron ion binding; protein binding. Lineage: Eukaryota; Metazoa; Chordata; Actinopteri; Batrachoidiformes; Batrachoididae.